AUGGUACAGAUCUGGGAUAUAACCCAGCAAACACUCAAGAACACAUAUCAACUCCAUCCCGGUCUAAUUGGCCCUACGACGCUGUCACCUAAUGGAAGAUGGGUAGCUUCGGUUGAUGCGGGUGGGACCAUCGUAUUAGGUGACAUUAUGACAGGAUCGUUCCAAAGGGCAUUCAUCCCCAACGACUGUCCAUCUUCAAUCGCGUUUUUGUCCAAGGAUACAGAAAUUGCAUCUAUAACUCGUGACGAAGGGGUGGUCGAGGUGUGGAACAUCGUCACCGGUUCUCUUCAGUGUUCCUACGAAGGCAACACUGGUAGCAUCCUUUCUAUCGGUAUUCUGUCGGAUCGGCGAAGGGCAGCAAUGACAGCUUUUGAGACCAUUAGACUUCGGGAUAUGGAAAAUGAUGACAUCUUGCAAACCAUUUCAGGCCAUAAUGAUCACAUUCACGGUAUCCAGCUUUCUUCCGAUGGCCAGCAAGUGGUUUCCGCUUCCGAAGACAAUACACUCAGAAUCUGGAACGCCGAUUCAACACACUUUCAUCCGACCGCUUCCCGUCCCAUCGCUGACAUAGAAUACCUGGUUUUAUCACCCGAUUCUCAAAUCGUUGUAUCAGCGUGGUCAGACGGUCAGAUUCGAUUGUGUUCUAUGCAAACAGGAUCCCUGCUUCAUACCAUCAGAAACAUAAAUGCAAGGUCAACUAUGGAAUUUUCAUCCAACGGCAAGUACCUCACGAUACUAGAGGCCGACGACUAUAUUAGAAUUUAG
Aspergillus affinis is the source of this 765-nucleotide messenger RNA. RefSeq names its product WD40 repeat domain-containing protein. The transcript has a single exon. Bases 1 to 765 code for a protein of 254 amino acids. NCBI's taxonomy places the organism in Eukaryota, Fungi, Ascomycota, Eurotiomycetes, Eurotiales, Aspergillaceae. Gene Ontology annotation, molecular function: protein binding. The record is from RefSeq and is a predicted model, not a curated record.